Messenger RNA from Ipomoea triloba (trilobed morning glory), 617 nucleotides. RefSeq lists its product as uncharacterized. The record is from RefSeq and is a predicted model, not a curated record. The transcript is spliced from 2 exons. Bases 93 to 419 code for a protein of 108 amino acids. Lineage: Eukaryota; Viridiplantae; Streptophyta; Magnoliopsida; Solanales; Convolvulaceae.
CCCAACCCAAUAAUAAUCCAAACAUGUCACAACAAAACUGAGUAUACCAAACUCAGAAAAUCAAAUAAUAUUUCACAUCUUCUCCAACUUCCAUGGCCGCUCCAUCUUCCUCGUCGCCUCCAAGAAUCAUCGUCCAGAAAAGCCUAUCCGAUGCUCAGCUCUCUGAGCUCCGCAUCCAAUCAUGGCCCAACAGGUGGGGUUGUUCGCCGGGGAAGUACCAACUGAGGUUUGAUGCUCAGGAAACAUGUUAUCUGCUGAGAGGGAAAGUUAAGGUUUAUCCCAAGAACCAAACAUCUUCGACGGCGGCGGAGGUUGUGGAGUUCGGAGCCGGCGAUCUCGUGAUUAUACCGAAAGGGCUUAGUUGCACUUGGGACGUGUCCGUCGCCGUCGACAAGCACUAUAAAUUUGACUCCUCGUAAUAAUAAUUAAUAUAAAUCUCAUCAACAAUAUUUAAUAUAAUAGCCUACAUUAUGCACUUCAAUUCUUGCAUCUUAAUUUUCAUUAUUAUUAUUAUUAUUAUUAUUAUUAUUGGUUAAUCCAAACUGUAAUUUUGUGUUUCUGUUCCUUAGCUUAUUAAUAUAAGAAAAUUUGUCCCGAAAGGGUAUGUAAAUGCACAA